Messenger RNA from Oxyura jamaicensis (ruddy duck), 5366 nucleotides. It is a transcript of the gene GTF2I, whose product is annotated as general transcription factor IIi. Gene Ontology annotation, molecular function: DNA-binding transcription factor activity. Bases 151 to 3057 code for a protein of 968 amino acids. The transcript has 33 exons. NCBI's taxonomy places the organism in Eukaryota, Metazoa, Chordata, Aves, Anseriformes, Anatidae. Gene Ontology annotation, cellular component: nucleus. The record is from RefSeq and is a predicted model, not a curated record.
GCGCGGGGCCGGGCCCUGCCAGCGCCUCGCCGCCGCCUCCGCCUCCGGGGACAACCGCCCGCUGGCCUCGGCCUCCUCGCUUCCAGCCGGCGGGACCAGGACCGGGACCGGCAGCAGGAGCGGGCUGCCCGAGCCCGGCAGCGGAGGAGAAUGGCCCAAGCUACAGCCCCAGCAGCGUCCAUCCACGAUGAGGACUCCUCGGAAAGCAGGAUGGUGGUUACGUUCCUCAUGUCGGCACUUGAGUCAAUGUGCAAAGAACUUGCCAAGUCCAAGGCAGAAGUUGCCUGUAUUGCCGUAUAUGAAACAGACGUGUUUGUAGUUGGAACUGAGAGAGGCAGAGCCUUUGUCAACUCUAGGAAAGAUUUUCAGAAGGAUUUUGUUAAAUACUGUGUUACAGAAGAGGAGAGGGCUGCAGAGCUGCAGAAAACAAAGACCAUACCACCUCUAAACAGGCUGACAGUGGAUAUCAUGGAACUGGAAGCUCUCAGAAAGUCCGUGGAGGACUUCUUCUGCUUUUGCUAUGGUAAAGCUUUAGGAAAGUCAACGGUGGUACCUGUGCCAUACGAGAAGAUUCAGAGAGACCAGUCUGCUGUGGUGGUGCAGGGCCUGCCUGAAGGACUUGCAUUUAAACAUCCAGCAAAUUAUGAUGUUUCAACCCUGAAGUGGAUUUUGGAAAACAAGUCAGGGAUCUCAUUUAUCAUCAAAAGGCCUUUCCUAGAGCCAAAGAAACACCUAGGAGCUCAUAUGACAGAUCCUUCACAUUCAAUUAUACCUCCAGGUGGAAGUUGUCCUCCUAUUCAAGUGAAAACGGAACCAAAUGAGGAUUCUGGAAUUUCUCUGGAAAUGUCAACAGUAACAGUGAAGGAGGAAUCAGAGGAUCCUGACUACUAUCAGUAUAAUAUUCCAGGCCCUUCUGAAACAUCAGAGAUGGAUGAAAAAAUUGCUCUUGCAAAAAGUUACACAGAUUCCUCCCAGCACACCCCUUCAGAAACAAGUGAGGAUCCUGAGGUCGAGGUCACCAUCGAAGAUGAUGAAGACUACUUGCCCCCUAACAAAAGAUCGAAGAACACUGAGUCAGCAAAUGAAGCUGCCAAUACUGGGAGAAGAAAAGUGAGAGAAUUCAAUUUUGAGAAAUGGAAUGCUCGAAUUACAGACUUGAGAAAGCAAGUUGAAGAACUGUUUGAGAAAAAAUAUGCUCAAGCUAUAAAAGCUAAAGGUCCAGUGUCUAUCCCAUACCCACUCUUCCAGUCACAUGUGGAAGACCUUUAUGUGGAAGGGCUGCCAGAAGGAAUUCCCUUCCGAAGGCCAUCCACAUAUGGCAUUCCCCGUCUUGAGAGGAUACUUCUAGCGAAGGAGCGGAUCCGGUUUGUGAUUAAAAAGCAUGAGCUUUUGAAUUCGACAAGAGAAGAUGUACCCUUGGACAAACCAGUUGCAGGAGUGAAAGAGGAGUGGUAUGCUAGAAUCACCAAGCUGAGGAAGAUGGUAGAUCAACUCUUCUGUAAGAAGUUUGGCGAGGCACUGGGGAGCACCGAGCCUAAAGCUGUCCCAUACCAAAAAUUUGAGGCCCAUCCGACUGACCUCUAUGUUGAAGGUCUGCCAGAGAACAUUCCCUUUAGGAGUCCAUCCUGGUAUGGGAUCCCUCGCCUAGAAAAAAUAAUUCAAGUGGGCAACAGAAUAAAGUUUGUAAUCAAAAGGCCGGAGCUGCUAACCCUCAGUUCACCAGAAGUUAUUCAACCCAGGACAAACACACCAGUGAAAGAAGAUUGGAACGUUAGGAUCACAAAGCUAAGAAAGCAAGUAGAAGAGAUAUUUAAUAUGAAAUUUGCACAAGCUCUGGGGCUUUCAGAGGCAGUGAAGGUUCCCUAUCCUGUAUUUGAAUCAAACCCCGAGUACUUGUACGUCGAAGGCUUGCCAGAAGGAAUCCCCUUCCGGAGUCCCACAUGGUUUGGAAUUCCACGCCUUGAAAGAAUUGUCCGUGGGAGUGGCAAAAUCAAAUUUGUUGUUAAAAAGCCUGAGCUUGUCACUUCCUAUUUGCCACCAGGACUGGCUAGUAAAGUAAACACUAAAGCAAUGAGUCCAAAGAGUUCAAAAAGAUCACGGAGUCCUGCAAGCAAUUCAAAGGUCCCAGAGAUAGAAGUUACUGUUGAUGAAGGUCUCAAUAAACCACAAGCAACAGAUGCUCGAACUAAUUCUCAAACCAAUGGGUCCAAUAUGAGUUUCAAGCCACGAGGAAGAGAAUUUUCUUUUGAGGCAUGGAAUGCUAAAAUUACUGACCUAAAGCAAAAAGUUGAAAAUCUUUUCAAUGAAAAAUGUGGGGAAGCGCUGGGGCUGAGUGAACCAGUGAAGGUGCCGUUUGCGUUAUUUGAAUCCUUCCCAGAGGUCUUCUAUGUGGAAGGCCUACCAGAGGGAGUGCCAUUCCGACGACCAUCUACUUUUGGAAUUCCAAGACUAGAGAAGAUCCUCAGAAACAAAUCUAAGAUAAAAUUCAUUAUUAAAAAGCCUGAGAUGUUUGAGGCGGCAGUUAAGGAAAGUUCUGCUAAAAGUCCCCAGAGAAAAAAUAAUUCAUCUAAUAUAGCCAAUACAGCAAGCUCCACAACGAAUACAGUGGUAAACACAGCUGCAGGUGUUGAAGAUCUCAACAUCAUUCAAGUAACUAUACCAGAUGAUGAAAGUGAGCGCCUUUCAAAAGUAGAAAAGGCCAGACAAUUGAGAGAGCAAGUAAACGAUCUGUUUAGCCGGAAAUUUGGUGAAGCCAUUGGUAUGAGUUUUCCUGUGAAAGUCCCAUACAGGAAAAUCACCAUCAACCCUGGCUGUGUGGUGGUGGAUGGGAUGCCUCCUGGCGUGGCGUUUAAAGCUCCCAGUUAUCUGGAAAUCAGCUCGAUGAGGAAGAUUUUGGAAUCAUCGGAGUUUAUCAAGUUUACUGUCAUUCGACCAUUUCCAGGACUUGUGAUCAACAACCAGCCAGCUGAACCAAGCCAAAUAGAAGUAUCUGUAGGAGAUGUUACAGAAACAGAGGAAAGUUCUCAAAUAAAGCAAGAACCAGACCCAACGUGGUAGACCUCAUCAAUACUACGUCAGAAGCAUCCAGUUCUGCGAAGAGCUUGUCAGGCCUGUCCUGAUCCGUGUAAUAUAACUGUAUAAGAGACGUACCUUCUAUACAAACCCUUUUUGUACUUUUAGAUAGAAAUGUCUACUUUUUCAGCAGUUCUGUGAAUUGACUUAAUGCAAAGAAUGACUGUAGAUUUGGAAGGGCUGGUUUUACUUUGGAAUAUAUCGUGAGGACUAAAUAUGAUGCAGCAAUGCUGGGGAGACGGCAACGGUUAAAAUCAACAGGGACUUAACAGAGGCUGUCUGCGUUUCCCAAUAAAGCUGAACUUCACUGUACCUGGAUGCAUCUCAGCUUCUGUAAUGAAGAAAAAAACCCGCAAGUAGUUCAGUUUGUUAGUUUUACUUUGAGAAAACAAAUCACUGAUUUUUGGUUAUCACUCCAUUAACGGCUGCUUGGACAAUAGUGUCUGUAUAUUUGAACUAAUUUUUCCUCUAUCUGCCACAGUUCAUAUGUUUCUCAUAAAUAAAAGAUGAACUGGUUCACUUGAUCAUUAGUAUGCAUUAAUGAGCUGGACAGUAUUUCAGUGUGUGGAUUAGGAACCAGCUGAACCCUUCUGUAGUUUGUUCUGUUAACUCGAAGUAGUAAGUGCAUGUUUUACCAGAAUAUCAUGGUUUGUGUGAGAAGGGUCUGGUCCUGCAGUCCCAACACAGGCAAAACUCACGUGGACCUGCGUGAGGGCUUUUCUCCCGAAGGCAGGGGGUAAAGCCCUGCUGUUCAUCUCGAGCUAGUUAUGGAAACUUACACUACAAGCUGCUCCGAGUCCUCCUGUGUCAAAAGUUAAGUCCCCUACAGUCCUGGUUACGCCGCACAUCAUGUAAGAGAUUCAUGUAUGCUUUUUUUUGGAAGUUUCACAAACCAUAAAUUUGUAAAGUUCUGGCUAUAUGAUACUCUCUAUAGAGAAGAUAGAGAUUAUUGUAAAGGUUUCUCUUUCAUUGGCAUGAGUUUGGGAUGACUGCUUUAUGCACAAAUGCUAACCCUUAUUCCCUCAUUAAGAAAUAAAGACAUUUCUGAUGGUUUUCACGACUGUCCAUGCAGUAUACGUUUACAUGUGAAGUUCCAGCAGUAAUGUCGGCAGGUAGAAUACACUACAGCGUAGUUACUAAUUCCAGCAAAGAAAGUAAGUUCCUGUCAUGCCCUUCAGACAGAAGAGCAGCUCUGGGUGGGUGAGGUUGUUGAAAAUGAAAAUGAAAAAACUUGAAGACUUGAAUGGAGUUGGAUAUGGUGUCUGUUCCCAGGAAUACCCAGCAGGAGCAAGCUGAAACUCGGCAGAUCAGUUCAGAGCAGCUCCUACUCUGCCAUUCUAGAGGCAAGGGAGAGCUACAGCCCACGUGCAGGUGCUUUCACAAUUGCCUGGGGCAGGUCUCGGUGCUCCCACUGAAAUAUUGGAUGUUGUGCUGUUGGUGGCAGCGGGGGCAGGGUUAGCUCCGCGCUGAACCAUUACUUCACCAGACACGCUCGGUUACGUACCUCCAGAAACGGGUUGUUACGGAGUGACAGCCAGUUUCACGAUUGCUGCUAGAAAUUUUUAGAGUGGGGAAAUGAGUUCAUGCAGCCUUCCUCGGGCUCUCGACUUCCCCUUUUGAAAAAGCGGAAGGAUGGUCUGUCCCUUCUUCACUCUCAGCCCUCUUCGGGAGGCACCCUUUGCACAGCUGCCUGCCCAGCAAAGCUAAAUAUUGCUAACGGAGCCGCCAGUGCUGCCACAAAUGGAGGGAGAGGCAUCAGAGCAAAAGAACCGAGAACUAAGGAGUUCAGACUGCUGCCUUGCGUGGAUGUCCUGCAGAUGUAUCGUGUACUGUGCGUACGAGAGCUUAAAAAAUGAAGCGAAAACUGAUGACAGCAGUGUAACUGGAAGUACUGGAGUAACUCCAUGACGCUGGGAGCUCGGGUAGCGGUGUGCCUCGUGUCCGUCCCGCCGGGGGGGGUCGGUUAGUGCCGGUGUGCACAUCAGCAUCAACACUGAAGUCUCUUUUUGGUCUCAGACAUUUUGAGUUAUAACCAGUAGAGAGAAAUUAGACUGACAAAAUAAUUGCACCAAUAUUUAUACCUUCUAAAUAUCAAUUUUAUAUUAAAAGUGAUAUAUAUCUAUAGUCCUAACAGGUAGCAGACUUUUAAGAUGUUGACCUUGUAUGAAAAUCGCGCUCGUUUCCAAACUAGUAAUACAUGAGGUGUGUCACGCUUCGGGCAUUGACUGAUAAUGCCCUAAAAAGCCUUGGCUGUACUAAUUAACAAGCAAAUAAAUAAAAUUGCAACAACUUAA